AUGGCCUCUCUAUUAGGUGCUGGAUAUGAAUCCAGCGAUGAUGACUCCAAUGCCCCUAAGACACAACUUCCCGCGACCAAGGUUGUCGCUGCGCCGGAAGAUCAAGCGCAUAUGCAGAUGAUGCUCGCCAACACCUCUUCUGGUGCCCUCACCUACAACGCCACAUACGAUGAUCUCUCCCGUCCGACACAAGGCCCCGCAAACCCUUUCAAGCCCGACGGUCCUGCCAACGGGCUCAAACGCAAAAACGUACCCACGGGCUACGCCGAAGAAGCCGCCAUCAGUGAAGCCACCUUCGCCGCGCAGCACCGCACGUUCCAGAGUCUCGGAUACACUCGCAACCCGACCCUCCCGGGCCAGUUCGUUGGUAACCUCGAGAAUGCGGCGCAGUUCGGCGGUCGCGACAUCGUGCAGAUGAAGCCCUCCAAGGAGGUCUCCGCCGCGCUGCGGGCCAAGCGACAAAAGAAGGGCGACCCCAGCAUUGUCGAAGGGGCGGGCGCAUACCUCGGCCCAUGGGCAAAGUACCAGGAUGACGACCGUCUGUACGAGCAGGAAGCUGCCGACGAAGACCACGAGCUCGCCAGCGACGAGGAGUACGUUGAGGAAGAAGAGGAGGAAUCAGCGGCAGCACACAUGCCCGCGAUGAGCAAGCAAGCCACCGACUACCAGGACGAUGCGUCGCAGACGGAGACGACCGAGUUCCACGGCUCCGAGCAGUUCGACUACAUGGGUCGCACGUACAUGCACGUCCCGCAGGACCUCGACGUCGACCUCAAGAAAGAAGUCGGCAGCAUCAAGAACUUCAUUCCCAAGAAACUCAUCCACACUUGGAAAUCCCACACCAAGCCCAUCACCGCGCUGCGCUUCUUCCCUUCCUCCGGUCACCUGCUGUUGUCUGCUGCGGCCGACGGCAAGGCCAAGAUCUGGGACGUCUACCACUCGCGCGAGCUGCUGCGCACCUUCUCCGGCCAUUCCAAGGCCAUCACCGACGCCGACUUUCACCCUUCCGGCACCACCUUCCUCACGGCCUCGUACGACCGCCAGAUCAAGCUGUGGGACACCGAGUACGGAAAGUGUCUGGGCCGGUUCUCGACUGGCAAGACGCCGCACGUCGUGCGGUUCAACCCCAACCCGGAGCUCUCGCACGAGUUCCUGGCCGGUAUGUCGGACAAGAAGAUUGUGCAGUUCGACACGCGGUCCGGCGAGCUGGUGCAGGAAUACGACCACCAUCUUGCCGCCAUCAACACCAUCACCUUCGUCGACGAAAACCGCCGCUUCAUCUCCACCUCCGACGACAAGUCCCUCCGCGCCUGGGAGUACGGCAUCCCCGUGCCGAUCAAGUUCAUCGCCGAGCCCUACAUGUUCGCGCUUACCCGCGCCGCGCCCCAUCCCAACGGCAAAUACGUCGCCUUCCAGUCCGGCGAUAACCAGAUUGUCGUGUACGGCGCGACGGAUAAGUUCCGCCAGAACCGCAAGAAGAGCUUCCGUGGCCACAACAACGCCGGCUACGCGAUUGAUAUCAAGAUCUCCCCCGACGGCCAGUUCAUCUGCUCCGGUGAUUCGGGUGGUUAUGUCUGUUUCUGGGACUGGAAGACCGGCAAGAUGUACCACAAGAUUCAGGCGGGCGGCAAGGAAGGCGGUGCGACAACGUGUCUUGAUUGGCAUCCGCAGGAGACGAGUAAGGUGGUGACGGGUGGGUUGGAUGGAACUAUUAAGUAUUGGGACUAG
Aspergillus terreus NIH2624 is the source of this 1728-nucleotide messenger RNA. Its product is annotated as WD40 repeat domain-containing protein. NCBI's taxonomy places the organism in Eukaryota, Fungi, Ascomycota, Eurotiomycetes, Eurotiales, Aspergillaceae. The record is from RefSeq and is a predicted model, not a curated record. Gene Ontology annotation, biological process: mRNA splicing, via spliceosome. Gene Ontology annotation, cellular component: catalytic step 2 spliceosome. The transcript is spliced from 2 exons. The coding region runs from base 1 to 1728 and encodes 575 amino acids. Gene Ontology annotation, molecular function: mRNA binding; protein binding.